Molecule: messenger RNA, 5373 nt
Organism: Nothobranchius furzeri (turquoise killifish)
Lineage: Eukaryota; Metazoa; Chordata; Actinopteri; Cyprinodontiformes; Nothobranchiidae
Gene: tp53bp1
Product: tumor protein p53 binding protein, 1
Biological process (GO): DNA damage checkpoint signaling; positive regulation of transcription by RNA polymerase II
Cellular component (GO): nucleus
Molecular function (GO): histone binding
Source: RefSeq, a predicted model, not a curated record
ACGCAUUUGUGCAUAACAUGUCCUCUCAGACAGAUCCACAUUUAAAAUGCCUUUGCAUCCUUUUUACGUGCCACGCUUCCCACACCCCGACUCCCAGGAAACAGACGCGAGGAGGUGCGCGUUGUUUGACUCGUUCCUAUUGUAACCAGCGGGACUCUGAAACAAAUAGGAACACCCAGGAGCAGACAGAUUAAUCCCGAAUCAGCUAACAGCAGCAGCACGCCUCCUGUCCCCGGACUGCCCUCAUGGAUCCCGGAGGAAGUGAGCUGGACUCGAGCCUGCCUCAGCCCGAGAACCCGUGCCUGAUUGUGGAGGACUCUCAGCCGGACAGCGUUGCUCUGGAGGACGACCCAGAGACCAGCUACCGAGCGCUGCUGGCCCGCCGCUUGUCCAGCCUGCAGCCCACCGCCCGCAGCCCGGUCCUGGAGCUGAUCUCGUCACCACUAGGAAGCAGAUUCUCCCAGAGUGACAGCCAAUCAGAGAACAACAGCCAGGCUGAACCAGACACUGUAGCAGUGGCUGACCCGCAGCCAGAGGAGAGUCAAGUUCUGAACAUCUUCCCUCCAACACACAAGAAAACGUUUGCAGGUGAGGACUCUGAGAUGGAUCCUGGAGCUGAUUCUACAACAAACUGCACUCAGGCUGAAGGGGGGUCUUCUCAGUUUGGUUUUCUGGAGCUCUCUCAGAGUCAGGACCUUCAGACUAAUGAAAACACAGACAGGAGAAGAACAUCGGCAGAUCAGAACAUCAGCUCCAGAACUUCAGAGAGUCAGGACCACAAAGCAGCAAGGUCUGAGGUGAGCUCAAGCAGCUCAUCUGAGUGUCCGGCUCAGUCAGGCCACCAAAUCAAUGUCCAGGUUCUGCUGCACUCCCAGAACCUGCAGGCCUCAGCCGAGCAGGACCAUCAGGACUGUGAGGUCCUGUCCUCACAAGAGGAUCUGUUUGCUGCUGAUAAAUCAGCUGCAGCAGUCGACAGCACCGUAUCCGAGCCAGAGCAGCGAGGUCUCCCCACCCCGACACCCGGCCAAACCCUCCAUCUGCUCCAUCUGUCUGGACAGGGAACACUGGUGCAGCAAAGUCUGUCCCAGACCUCCGUUGAUUUCGUCGCCCCCACCCCAGAACACUUCUCCCACACUCCUUUAAUCAUUCCCAGCUCACCAACCGAAGCAGAAAAUGAAGGCGAUGAACCGAUGGACACGUCACUCCCCCCUCAAGACCGAGCUGGUGAAAAGGAAGAGCCAAUGGAAACCGAGGCCGAGUUGAAGCCACGCCCAUCAGUCUCUACCCCCUCAUCCCAGAACUCAUCCAUCUUGGCUCUGGGGCCAACUCUCCCUCUACCCUCCCAGCCAGAGUUCUCUCAUGACGCCUUCGUCCCAACACAGAGCCAGGAGGCACCUCAACAGUCGUGUAAGAAGUCUGCAUCCUCUCCUCGCGAGCCACAGUCUCAGCACCAGGAGUCAGCUCGGUCCUCCUCGCCUCUGCAGCUCUCCGUGAACACGGAGAGCUGCGAUCCACGUCCAAACACCCCCGAUCAGGUUGAGGACGACAGUCAGGCCACGCAGAUAGAGGAGCUGGGAGAUCUGCUGGGUGUGGACACCGGCGACUCUCUGCCUUUACGUCAGUGUCAGAAAACUGAAGGUCACCUCGUUCUGUUAGAGCCACAAACCUCCACGACCUCCAAGGCUUCCAUCCCUGCUGAGUCGGCGCAGCAUCACAGCAGGACCGUUCCGCCGCUGCAGUCUGAUGGACACAAAUGCGCAGGAGCCUCUCUGAAUGAACAGAAUGUAAAAGAUGUGAACUCCAGUGACCAGACUGAGUUAAAGCUGGACUCCUCUGAUGUGACUGUUAACAGCUGUGUGCCGGAGACGCCUUCCAUCACUGCGUCCUGCAGUUUGCCUUCACAGACGUCUGCUGUCAGCUCCGUGGCUAAGUGGCAGGAAGUGGUGAGCAGCAUCCCAAAGGAUAAGGACAGGAUGAAUGAAGGAGAGCAGGGCGAUGAGGAGGAAGAGGUGGUGAUGGAGGCGGAGAACACCAGUGGCGUUUCAGGAAUUGCUCUGGUCCUCUCCCAGAGCCAGAUGUUGUCCCCUGAACCCAUGGAGGACGAGGAGAGUCAAGAUCAGCAUCAGUACGGCGUCAUCAUUGUAACGGACAGCGAGAGGUCAAAGGCUGACAUCUCCCAGCCGGUCAGAGACGAGCUGUCAGUCUCUGCUAAUGGCCACCAGUCACAGAGUCAGAAAGAAGUGGAUGCUGCUGCUGGGUUUUCCCAGAUGGAAAAUGUUGAUCGUGAACCAGAAGGAGUCAAAGACAAGAGUCUGAGCGAUAGUUCAGGAGACAUUUCCUUCCACUUCACUCUUCCCAAAGAAGGGGAGCUGAUUGGUCCUGCUGGAGCCACGCCGCCUCUGAUCAACCAGCUGAAGCAGACUCUAAGACACAGCACCCCCAUUGAGAUCGCCCCCUUUUCUGAAAGGACGGAUGUGGUGAGUGCUGCCAGCGACGGAGCGCUGGUGGAAAAUGAAGAGGAUGCAGCUGAGAAGGGAGAUGGGAGGCUGAGUUUGAGGAUGAAGCUGGUGACCCCCGUGGAGGAGGGCAGCUCAGAGCGCUUCAGUCUCCAGAAGCCUACUCUGGAGGAUGGAGCCGUCGCCAUGGUUACCACCGUUUCAACAGCUGUAUCCAGCAGCCCGUCUGUGUUCACGCGGGUCCGACAGGUGCACCGACAGCAGGAGGCGGAGGAGGACCACCAGCCUGCAUGCAUCACCUCACCUGUCAGAGGGAAGCUGUUCUCCUUUCCGCUGAGAAGCUCUCAGACAUCAUCUCUGGGGUGCAGCAGUCUCCCGAACAGCCAAUCAGAACAACAGGAUGCGCUACCAGAGCCACAGGAGAACCUUAAAGGUUCCGCUGUCUCCAUUGAGUCGUCUGAGGAGAGACGAGGACACUCUCGAGCUCCACCUCCUCCUCCUCUGAACAACGCGGAUGUUGGACCGAAGUCCCAUCAGACGCCCAACAACGACACCACCUCCACUCCACCCAGCAAGCUCCGGCAGCGGACCGUAUCCCAGCAGACCAGCCUCGACGGUCCGGGCCUGCGCUCGCCUCCCGGCCGGGGUGAUCCAGAAUCGCCGUCAUUCAGAAGAGCCGCCCCCUCGGCCCACCGCAGACAUGUGCGCACCACUCAGGAGGUGCGGACCACCGUCACACGGAUCAUCACAGACGUGUAUUAUGAGGAUGGCAAAGAGGUGGACCGCAGAGUCACCGAGGAGAGUGAAGAGCCUGUGGUGGAUUUCCAGGUCCUGGACAGCGACAUCUCUCCGUGCCGCACAGGUAGCUGCUCUCUGACCUCUGGUGACCUGGGUGACAUCAGCUCCCUGUCGUCCAAAGCUUCCAGCCUCCAUCAGAGCUCCGGAGGAACCAGCGGCAGCACCGGAAACCCCAGACCUGACUUCCUUAUGCCCUCGAGCAGAGGAGCCAAAUCCAGCAGUCCCAGGAGGGGAGGUGGGCAUCAACAGAGGGGUCACAGGGGUCACAGGGCAGGGUCAGUGGUCACACUGGGCAGAGGCAGCAGCACCUUUGGGUCCCGGGCCUUCGUCCCGCUGACACCCAGAGGAAGGGCUAGAAGGGGCCGGCCCCCGUCCCGCUCUUCCCUGUCCAGGGGGGUUGGUAUUGGCUCGCUGCAGAGACUUGACGCUCAGAGCCGGACACAGACCUCCUCGGAGGACGAGCCUUACUCCCACAUGCUGCCUCCACGCCUCCCCGCCAGCCCCACAGACCCCGAGCCGUCCAGCCGCUCGGAUUCCCUCAGGUCGUCGCCGGACGAGACGAGCUCAGCUGGGAGCAGCUUCGUCGGCCUGCGGGUGGUCGCCAAGUGGUCGUCUAAUGGCUACUUCUACUCAGGCCGCAUCAUAAAAGACGCCGGCGAAGGGAGUUUCCGCCUUCGGUUCGACGACGGCUAUGAGUGUGAGGUGGCCGGGAAGGAUAUCCUUCUGUGUGACCCCAUCCCCCUGGAGACGGAGGUCACUGCCCUGCUGGAAGACGAGUACUUCAGCAUAGGUGUUAUUAAAGGCCAUAAGACAGAAGGUCAGGAUCUGUUCUACAACGUGGAGAAGGACGGCCAGAGGCAGUGGUACAACCGGACGGCGGUCAUCCUGUCUCUGGAGCAGGGGAACAAGCUGAGGGAGCAGCACAGCCUCGGGCCCUACGAGCCCUCCGCUCCACUGGCCAAAGCCUCCGACAUCAGUCUGGAUAACCUGGUGGAGGGGAAGAGGAGGCGCAGAGGCACCCCCAGCGGUCAGAACACACCCAACCGCAGCUCCUCCAGCAGCCCCCGGACCCCCGGCCCCUCUGGCAAAAGGAAGCUGAUGUCCUCUGAGGAAACCCGGACGCCCUCUAAGCGAGGGCGCAGAGGGGGAGGAGCCAGAGCUGCUCAGCGGGUGGGUGUGUGCAACACCUCCGGCAGCGGCACAGAUCUGGCUGAUCGGCCGUGUGACAUAAGCGAGUCACAUGGCCCGCUGCCUCAGAACGCGUCUCUGUUCAUGGGCUUCGCCUUCAUGCUGACGGCCUCGUCAGAGAGCGACCGUGUUUCCAACAAGACCAGCACCAGCGACGAGGAGGAGGAUUAUGUGCAGACAGGACCGUACAACAAAGCCUACACGGAGUCCCAGCUGCAGGCAGGUGGAGGCUUCAUCCUGCCCGACUUCAACGAGGAACAGUGUAAAGCUGCGUACCAGAGCCUGCUGAUUGCGGACCAACACUGCCGUACCAGGAAGUACCUGCUGUGCCUGGCCAGCGGCGUGCCGUGUGUGUCUCAUAUUUGGGUGAGAGACUGCUGCAAAGAGAACAAGCUGCUGAACUACAGGAAUUACCUGCUGCCCGCUGGCGUGGGGCCGAAUGAUGCUAUAAUGGAGUGGCAUCCUCGAUCCAGCCCGUUCAAGGCGCUGCGGGUCCUCCUGGUGUUUGAGAAGACAGCGGAGCUCUGGGCCCAGCUGAUGACGAUGGGCGGAGCUUCUUCUGUCCGACACUUCCAGCCAAACAAGGACAGCUCAGACAUUCCUGCUGGAAAGUACGACGUGGUGGUGACAGACCAGGCCUGUCCACCGCAGGUGGAGAAAAAAGUGACUUCACAGGAAGUCCCGCUGGUGUCUCCUGAGUGGCUGAUCCAGAGUCUGAUCUGCGGGGAGUGCCUCGGUUUCCACAGCCAGCCUCAGUUCCACCACGACCACUCCUCCUCCUCCUCCACCUCCUCCUCCUCAUAAUCCGAUUCCAACUUGUUGACAUGCCUUCGACCAAGCUCAGUGUUCAGCAUUAGUUCUGUUGCAUGCCUCUGCUGUAUAUAACCUGUCUGUUUUUAUGGAUAAUAAAUUGUGACUUGUUUCAUUUAAA